Molecule: messenger RNA, 987 nt
Organism: Trichoderma aggressivum f. europaeum
Lineage: Eukaryota; Fungi; Ascomycota; Sordariomycetes; Hypocreales; Hypocreaceae
Exons: 2
Coding region: 1-987 (328 amino acids)
Source: RefSeq, a predicted model, not a curated record
AUGGCAGAACUCCAGCGACGGCAUCAAAACUCGCCCCCUUCGACGACGACAGUUCCCACGCCUGCCCUCCCGACUUCAUCGUCGUCGUCUUCUUCCUCUUCUUCUCGAACAAUUACUCCUCCCGAGAAUGCCCGUCCACCUCAUCGCGUGUCUUCCUCUGGGACAGUACAAGUCGUGUCUCCCGUGGCGACUUCGAUCACAGCUGUAUCGCAGACUGAAAGUUCUGCUUGGUCGCCCGCCUCUAGACCAUCUCGCAUCUACGGUAUUACCUCUGAGAUUGGUUCUUCAACAAGUAUUGCCGGGCACAAUCGGUACGGCCAAGGUCAGCAGCAGCGGCGGAAUCAACCGUAUGUGCUGGGAGGCGUUGUUCCGCACGCGGCGAGGCAGCCGUUUUGGUGGAUGGAUUCGUCGGCUGUUGAUUUACCACGACAUGGUGAUGGCGAAGGAGAUGCGACUAGGGGAGGGAAUGAAGUGAAGAUGCAAAGAGCUGUUCUUCAUACAGUGAUGCAUGGAGUUGUCUUGGCGUUGCAGAGCGGCGUUUCGUUGGGCGUGUUGGCUCUUUUUGUGUGGAUGUCUUUGUGGAGAGACGAAGAAAGGGGUUUGAGUGAUGUAUCUGGUGGAAUGCUAAACAACAUGCCGUCUCUGGCGACGACAUCUGUUCUUAUUCUCUCAUCUAUUACACUUGUCGUUCAUGAGAUUUAUGUUCUUUCUCCAGUUGUGCUGCUCUACCUCCAGGCGGCAAUUCUUGCAUUGACUACCGUGUCUGCAACAGGCAUGUGGAUGAAUUGUGUGGGGGAAGACGAUGCUAUGCUGAAGUGCGUCUUGAUCAGCUGCAGUGUCUUCUUUUUGGGAACUUCUGGACUCGCGUUUCUGAGAGCAGUUGCCAUCUGGAGGAUUACCAGUUCGGAUGAAUCUGAAGGGCUUAUGCAGGUAAGGGCUGAUGGGGAGAUACAAGGAGAGAAUUAUGCAACGUUUCAGAGGCCUUGA